Molecule: messenger RNA, 3744 nt
Organism: Wyeomyia smithii (pitcher-plant mosquito)
Lineage: Eukaryota; Metazoa; Arthropoda; Insecta; Diptera; Culicidae
Exons: 4
Coding region: 2041-3744 (567 amino acids)
Source: RefSeq, a predicted model, not a curated record
GCACAGCACUGUUUUGUUUUGUUUUUUCAUUUGAGUUGUAAACCGCGGUGGUGGAGAAGGUUUAUUUUUUAUUCAGCCGUAUGAUUUAUAUUCAUUUAUUACUCGAAUACCCCGAUUGAAAAUGAACAAAGAAGAAUUAUAUCAACGUCUGUAUGACUUGUUUUGCUCUGCAUAUCCUACGAAAUCGAAAAAGGAUUUGCAAAUGCAAUGCGCCGAACAUUGGAGAGAAAUCCGGAAAAAAGACAAUUUCAUAGAUCUUUACUCACGCAAGAAGCAAGAGCUAUCCGAUUAAGUGGCCGAAUCAAGGAAUAAAAACAUGCGAUUCUUUACUCAGUCUCCGCAAACCGACUUAAAAACACAGGAGCCAACAACCAGUUCGAUUACCAGCGAAAACGAUAAAACGAAAACAGUUACCCAUCUAUUACCAACCGAGAUGCCACCAAAAGUUGUUCCCGAUUCAUCUUCACCAAUAAGGCAAUCCACGGGUGACGUUUUUUUGCUUGUACGUUUGUUAUUGUUGCUGUUUUUCAAGCUGCAAAAUCAAAACACGACCAAAACCGAAAUCUAAUAAUGUCGGCAAUAAUAUCAAAAGUGAUUUUAUAUUGUAUUUAGGAUUUGCACUCGCGAUACUAGAGCUACCGAUCGGAUAACAUUUGUUUUUCACGCUUCUGGAUCCGGAUUGCAUCCAAGUUGAGACCGAUCGAACGGAUCGAACAUACAUAAAGCUGUCAUAAGUUGAAAACAGACUGAAAUCGGCUGAUCGCAACUGUCUCGUGGAUUGCCUUAUCUGUGCCACUCCGGAACAAGAUUCGCUAAGAAACCAACUGAGUAUCGUUGACGCGGAUAUCGCCAACUUAUUUCUGCGUCAGGAAAAGGGAAUGAUUACUGUAGAACAAGUCACCUAACUGAAAAAUCACAGGAAGGUUGUAUGCAAAGCCACGACCGCAAGCUAGAAUACUUUUACAAGAAAGAUAACUCGGCUGCUUGCGUGUCAGUCAUUUUUUCUAGUAAAUCAACGUUGACCGUUCAUUGGCAGUAUUGUAAUUUCUUUUUGUUUGAUAUUUUGAAUGAAGUUCUAUGAAUAUUUUUAAAUUUUGUGCAAAUGAGAAGUUGAAGUGCUGCCGAAUUGUAAUAUGCACAUUUAAUACGACAUCAUUAAACGGGAACGGAGCAAAGGCUACGGUUAUGCAGAACGCGAAUGACGGCGCGAUGCGAUUCGCCUUACCGUGGUGAAAUGUACAGCUCUUUUUAAGGCGAAGUAGAGCUAUACAUUUCAACACAUUUCGUCUUGCCGAAUCGCAUCGCGCCGUUAUUUGCGUUCUGCAUAACCGUAGCCAAACACUAACCGACGCGCAUGUAGAUGAAGAUAAUUAACUUUGGAUUAUAGCGCAAAACGAGAAAAUAUUAACUCUUCAAAUAUUCAUUUUUGUUCUUCAAAUUUCUGUUGUUCAAUUUAAUAACCGAUGAAAUGUCUGUUUAUUAUCUGAUGAAGUUCUUAUAUAGGCCAAAUGAUUCAUUCCCAAUUUACUAGGUCCAUAACUCUGCCGACCGUGCUUGGGAAAGCAAUCGUAUAACGAACAAUCAGAGGUCGAAUUUUGUGCUUUGACAAGGCUUAAGGAUUUUCAAUAGUAUAAUAGUUCGAAAAAUAAAAUUGCAAUUUCAUGCAACUGGUAGGAAUCUUAGAAGAUUUUCUAAUCGAUUGCUGCAAAAACGAAGGAAAUCCAUCGAAAACUAACCGAUUUAUUAGCAUUUGAAAUUGGACAUAUAUCUCACUUUUUUCAGCUUUAGAUUUUCAUUUCACAUCCCUAUGUAGCCGAACUUCCUGAGAGAAGUAUUCUACUUCAAAAUUUAAAAAAGGAUAAAGCAGAACUUGAAUUCCGGUUGAAGAAGCUUAUUGAUGGUCAACUGCGGCAGCAAACUUUCCGUCAGACUUAGAAACGGAAAAAACUCGACUUAAUUGAAUCCUCCAAAGAAAAAUCUCUGAAACUUAACUACCACAGUAGUCGUGGGAGGCCACGAAACGAGGAUGAAGCUGAUAUAAUGAGUGCAAUCAUUGAUAUCGCUCAAUAUGGCUCUUCGGCACAAGAAAAGCGACAAUAUGAACAGCUCCGAACAGUGAAAACGUUAGACGAAUUGGAUGAAUCUUUAAAGGAACUUAAUUUUACGAUGUCCAGGACGUACGUUUAUUACCGACUAAUGCCAAAACGAUGUGAUUCGAUAGAAGCAAAACGUCAUAUUAAAACCGUGCCAGUCCGGCUGAUCCUGGCCAAGAAUGAUCAUCAUAAGUUCCACCAAGACACACGAUUUUGUGCAUCAACUAUUAAACGUUUAGAUGAAAUCGGGAGCUUUCUUGGACCACAUGAGGCGGCCAGGCUCAGUCAAGACGAUAAAGUUCGAGUUCCCUUGGGUAUAACUGCGGCUACACAUCAAUCACCAAUAUUGAUGCACAUGAAGUACAGAGUGCGACUUCCGGACCAUGACUGGGUUGUUGCUGAAAAGCAUAAACUUAUCCCGUCAGUGUAUGCUUCUCUUCAAAUUCGAGAAAACGGAUUUGGUGACCCCAGCUUUGUAUCUGCUUCAGGACCCACAUACAUAGCCAUACGAUCAGCUAAACAUGCCAAAUCGACUGCUUAUGCUCACGCAUGGGAUUUUGAAAAAUUGUCUACUCUGCACACGUUUGAUUCGACUUUGAAAACUUCAGACGGAACGAUGAAACCUGUUAUUAUAGUGACAGUUGAUGGGAGACCGGACGAGAACCCUCGGUUUGCGAAAUCUAUUGAAGUUGCUAUACAUCAUUUCUGCUCAAAUGACUUGGAUGCUUACUUCGUAGCUACCAACGCACCUGGAAGGUCUGCGUUCAAUCCCGUAGAAAGACGGAUGGCACCACUUAGUCGUGAACUAUCAGGACUGAUUCUUCCCCACAACGCUUACGGCUCUCAUCUGGAUUCACAAGGCGAAACUAUUGACAUGGAACUGGAGAAACGAAACUUUCAAAAAGCUGGCGAGACUCUUGCUGAAGUGUGGAGCAAUGUAAAUAUUGACGGAUUUGAUGUGUCAGCAGAAUAUAUUUUACCGGAACGAUCUGAGAUUCAGAAAUCUGAUAUGAUUCAGAUGGAUGAAUCGUGGAAAGCGAAACACGUACGGACUUCACAGUAUUGCCUGCAAAUUGUCAAAUGUUUUGACAAGGCCUGUUGCAACGCAUUUCGGAGCAAGUAUGGAACAUACUUUCCACACAGAUUUUUGCCACCACCCGUUCCCCUUUGUUACAAUCCUAGCAUCGAUAUUACAGAAGACAGAUCUGCAAGUGCUGGGAAUACUGAAUCUAAUUUGAAGUUUGCUUCACUUUUUCAGAGCCUAGCAUUGUUCGAGAGCAACAAACUAGCAUACGAUACGUUUUGCCCGAGUACAUUGAACAAUUUAGACAAACGUAUUUGCUCGCAUUGUGAUAUUUAUUUUGCAUCUUCAACAUUACUAAAUAGUCAUUGUAAACAUGUUCAUGGAAAACAAUAUCGGACACCCAAAAGGAAACCACGAAAGGUGUUUUCCAAACGUGAGAAUGAGCUCUUAGUCAACUUCGAUAGCGAUGAAGAUUGGGAAGCAGAAUGGCUGCAAGAAGAUAUUCUUGACCUUGAUAACCAUUCGUUCCAGAAUGAAAAUGAAACUGAUGCAGCUGUUGGAAUCCCAGUUAUUAACAUGAGCCAUCAUUUUGAGUGUGCAUGGGAGAAUGUCCGUGAAGAUGAAUAG